AUGGCGCUGGAACUGCAGGCGGUGGUGAUGGCGGUGGGCGGAGGCUCGCGGAUGAGUGACCUCACCAGUAGCAUCCCGAAGCCCCUCCUCCCGGUGGGGAACAAACCUCUGCUGUGGUACCCGCUGAACAUGCUGGAGCGCGCCGGAUUUGAGGAGGUGAUCGUGGUACCCGGGAGGUCCAGAAGUUUGUUCCGGAUAUGAAGAUGAAGGUGGAUGUCGUGUGUCUGCCGGAGGACAAGGCUCUGGAAAUGGGGACGGCCGAUUCCCUGCGUCACAUCUACUCCAAGAUCAAGACUGACGUCCUGGUUGUGAGUUGUGACCUGAUAACGGAGGUGGCGCUACACGAGGUCAUUGACUUGUUCCGUGCCCACACUGCCACGCUGUCCAUGCUGAUGCGGAAGGCAGCGGAGCCCAGUGAGCACAUCCCAGGACAGAAGGGGAAGCAUAAGGCCGUGGAAGAGCGGGACUUCAUUGGGGUGGACGAUAGCGACUCACGCCUCUUGUUAUUGGCCAAUGAGGAGGAUCUGGAUGACGGCCUGGACUUGAAGAAAUGCAUCUUUCAGAGGUACCCCCGGAUUCGCAUCAAGAUGGGAAUGGUGGACGCGCACCUGUACUGCCUGCGCAAAUACGUGGUGGACUUCCUCAUGACCAAUGACUCGUUCUCCUCCAUCCGGCGGGAGCUGGUGCCAUAUCUGGUCAGUAAGCAGUUCUCCUCCUCACACAAGAAGGUGGACCAGGAUGUGGGCAAGGAGACCCGAGCGAAGGACAUCUACAGCUUUAUACCCCACGAUGAGCUCCUGGAAACGGCAUUGAGUAAAUCGAGCUGGAACGAUCACCGUGGCGACAUGCGGGAACCGUACCACGGCAGCCGCCUGCGCUGCUACGUCCACGUGGCCCAGAGUGAGCUGUGCUGCAGAGUGAACAGUCUGGGGAUGUACAUCGAGGCCAACAAGCAGGUACCUCUGUGCGGCCUCUGUGGGGAAGAUCCGCGCGUUCACAACCCGUCCGCCAUCAUCGCAGAUAAACUCAUGGUGGGGGCGGACAGCAUGGUCGGGGCUCAGACGCAGGUCGGGGAGAAGACCUCCAUAAAACACUCACUUCUCGGCUCCAACUGCACCGUCCGGGAUCGAGUGAAGAUCACCAACUGCAUCAUCAAUGAAUGGCGUCACCGUAAAGGACAACUGCAUCCUCCAGGGGAGCGUGAUCUGCACCAACGCCGUCAUAGAGGGCGGAGCCGACAUCAAGGACUGCCUACUGGGCUCCGCCCUUCGUAUUCCCAGUAAAGCGAAAACGCGUCAACGAAAUCAUCGCAGGAAACGAGCAAUUGAUGGAGAUUUAG
Messenger RNA from Staurois parvus, 1339 nucleotides. The record is from the annotation of a GenBank genome assembly. Lineage: Eukaryota; Metazoa; Chordata; Amphibia; Anura; Ranidae.